Messenger RNA from Meriones unguiculatus (Mongolian gerbil), 1165 nucleotides. RefSeq names its product olfactory receptor 4E1. Gene Ontology annotation, molecular function: olfactory receptor activity; G protein-coupled receptor activity. Lineage: Eukaryota; Metazoa; Chordata; Mammalia; Rodentia; Muridae. Gene Ontology annotation, cellular component: membrane. Gene Ontology annotation, biological process: G protein-coupled receptor signaling pathway. The record is from RefSeq and is a predicted model, not a curated record. Bases 145 to 1077 code for a protein of 310 amino acids. The transcript has 2 exons.
ACACGAGGCUUUUCGACUGUCCAACUUCAAGAAAUUUCUUCCUUCUGCUGGAAAAUAAUUUUCAUUAUACUCAAACUACAGAGCAGAAGACCCAGGUAUUUUUGAAGGGACUGGGAGACUCUGAAAGUACUCAGAACUAAAAGAAUGGAAAAGGCUGUCUUCACCAACCAAACUUCAGUGACGUUUUUCCAGCUCAGAGGUUUGUCUGUGAAUCCGAAGGUACAGAUGGCUGUGUUUGUCAUGUUCCUCGUUUUCUAUGUCCUGACACUGAUUGGUAACAUCCUCAUUGUCAUAACAAUCAUAUAUGACCGCCGGCUCCAUACUCCCAUGUAUUUCUUCCUGAGCAAUUUGUCCUUUAUUGAUGUCUGCCAUUCCACUGUCACUGUCCCAAAGAUGCUGAGAGACACCUUGUCAGAAGAAAAGAUCAUCUCUUUUAACGCCUGUGUGGUCCAGAUGUUCUUCCUACACCUCUUUGCCUGCACAGAGAUCUUCCUGCUUACUGUCAUGGCCUAUGAUCGCUAUGUGGCUAUUUGUAAACCUUUGCAGUAUAUGACAGUGAUGAACUGGAAGGUGUGUACAAUGCUAGCUGGGGCCCUGUGGACAGGGGGGACCAUCCACUCCAUCUCUCUCACCUCACUCACCAUCAAGCUGCCCUACUGUGGUCCUGAUGAGAUUGACAACUUCUUCUGUGAUGUACCCCAGGUGAUCAAACUGGCUUGCACUGACACCCACAUCAUUGAGAUUCUCAUUGUCUCCAACAGUGGGUUGAUCUCUGUGGUAUGUUUUGUGGUUCUUAUAGUGUCCUAUGCGGUCAUCCUUGUGAGUCUGAGGCAACAGAUCUCUGAGGGCAAGAGAAAAGCCCUGUCCACAUGUGCAGCCCACCUCACUGUGGUCACACUGUUUCUGGGACACUGUAUCUUCAUCUACUCACGCCCAUCCACCAGCCUUCCAGAGGACAAGGUUGUGUCUGUAUUUUUCACUGCUGUCACCCCUCUGCUGAACCCCAUAAUCUACACCCUUAGGAAUGAGGACAUGAAGAAUGCCUUGAAUAAGCUAAUCAGGAGAAAAGAAAAGUGAAAAUGCUAAGUCCUUGGGAUUCUUGGUGAUCCAAAUCAAAGAAGCAACUAUAUAUUGUAUUUACCAGAUGGUAUGGCCUGCAACAUUU